AUGGGACAAUAUAUAACAACUCACGAUUUUUACCAUUCAUAUACCGAUGAGCCUCAUGCCACUCGACGAAAAGAAAUGUUAAAAAAAUAUCCUGAAAUUAAACAACUCAUGGGUCAUGAUUGGCGCAUGGCAGUUCAAGUAGUUCUAACUGUCCUUAUCCAGAUUAUUGUCUCCAUAUUUGUACGCAAUUCUUCUUGGUUGCAAUUAAUAUUCAUCGCAUAUGUCAUUGGUGGUACAAUAAACCAUACAUUAUCAUUAGCCCUGCAUGAACUAACUCAUAACCUAGCAUUUGGUCAUUCUCGGCCUAUGGCUAAUCGUCUAUUAGGUUUUCUUGCUAAUCUGCCACUGGGCGUACCAGCCUCAAUAACUUUCAAGAAAUAUCAUCUUGACCAUCAUAGAUUCCAAGGUGAUGAAGUAUACGAUACCGAUGUUCCGACACGUCUCGAAGUCUUCCUGUUUUCAACUCGUCCAGGAAAAUUUGUUUUCCUGCUGAUAAUGCCACUUUUAUAUUCAUUUCGACCGAUGUUUAUCUUGCCAAAACCGAUACAUCUUUUGGAAAUCGUCAAUUUAAUUAUUGUAUUAGCGUUCGAUGUCACAAUGUGGUAUCUAUUCGGCGGAAAAACACUGUCAUACUUCUUUCUGAGUACGGCGCUGGGACUUUCACUUCAUCCUAUUUCGGGACACUUCAUCGCGGAACACUAUGUGUUCAAAGAAGGAUACGAAACCUAUUCGUAUUACGGACCGUUGAAUUCCAUUACAUACAAUGUCGGAUAUCAUAACGAACAUCACGAUUUUCCGUAUAUACCCGGUCGAAAUUUGCCGAAACUGAGAAAAAUUGCGCCAGAAUAUUACGAAAAUUUACCGCAUUAUUCAAGUUGGACGAAAGUGCUCUACGAUUUUGUUAUGAAUGACAAUGUCGGCCCGUGGGCACGCGUAGUUCGAGAGACAAAAAUUGGCCGUGUAUCUGUAGUCAGUCAACAAGAGUAUGAAAAACAAAUGAAAAAUGUUGUUAAAGAAGCUCAUCAAGAAUAA
Molecule: messenger RNA, 1032 nt
Organism: Adineta ricciae
Lineage: Eukaryota; Metazoa; Rotifera; Eurotatoria; Adinetida; Adinetidae
Source: the annotation of a GenBank genome assembly